Messenger RNA from Colletes gigas, 2031 nucleotides. RefSeq lists its product as uncharacterized. Gene Ontology annotation, cellular component: chitin-based extracellular matrix. The record is from RefSeq and is a predicted model, not a curated record. The transcript has 5 exons. NCBI's taxonomy places the organism in Eukaryota, Metazoa, Arthropoda, Insecta, Hymenoptera, Colletidae. Bases 228 to 1226 code for a protein of 332 amino acids. Gene Ontology annotation, molecular function: structural constituent of chitin-based larval cuticle.
UGACGAUACUCUGAAAACACAAAGCAUCCAUCGGGUCUCAGUUCCCGUAUCGCGUCCUCUGUGCUCGCUUCGUUGAUAUCCGUGCUGGUGAUACACCGUGAAGCUAUCUGCAUGUGCUUUACCCCUUCUCGCGCAAUACUUAAACCGGAUUGUGAUAAAGAAGAACAGAAAGAAGGCAGCAUGGUGGUGUAAUUCAGCUGUACUCGAAUAAAUAUACCGCGAAGACUAUGAUUCUGUGGACAUUAUGUUGCCUGAAUGUUUUAACGGUUUCAGUCUUAUGUCGAAGCACGGGAAACGCUGACAAAAGUGGUUGGAAUUUCGACCCAAAUACGCAGUAUCAUAUUCAGACGGAUGAGGGUCCCGAGAGGCAUUUCCGGUUUCAAACGUUGAACGGACAAUACAGGAAGGAGAAAAGGUUGGUCGAUGGCACUGUUAUCGGCACGGAGGGCUGGCUGGACCCUUUAGGGUACUUGCGACUCAAGGAUUACGUGGCUGAUCACAACGGGUUUCGAAUAUUAAGAUCAAAAAUGGUGUACGUGGGCAAAGACAGACCCAUGUACGAUGCAAUGGCGGAAGCGAAAAGGGUGCCUGCCCAGAGUGGAAUUCUCGUCGAACCUACACCACCGCCAAAUCCUUUCAGACAGUGGAAAGGAAGCAACGUGUCACCUUUGCUUGGCAACGAAAUAAACUCUGGCUAUUACGUCAGUACCACGGCCAAUCCUCGAGUGGACGUUUCUCCUAUAUCGAGCUCGAGCAACGAUUACUACAACGCGGCAAAUCGAGGAAGUUUUUCCUCGGGGCAACGAAAUCUGCAAAAUUCCCAGCUUCCGAACAAUUAUUACAAUUACCACCAACGACCACGGGACGGGGCUACCGGUCCUUACAACCAUUUGCAGAAGAACCAUCGACUAGCGACACCUGCAUCCCAAAGCAGUUCGACCGACGCGCCACCAUACGACGGGACACACACCGUUGCGAACGGAUUCCAAUAUUAUCUGAAGAGGCAGUAUCACGAGGAGGAACAGGACGCCAGAGGAGGAAACGUUGGGUCUUUCGGUUACAUCGAUCCGUUUGGUAUUAGAAGAGUAAUUUAUUAUAAGACGGAUCCUCAAAGCAACGGUUUCGUUCACCAGAAGAACAAUAAAUACGUGGGUUUCGCAGCGACGCCUUACGACCCGUCGCCACCUACAUUAUACAGACAGAGAUCAAGAAGAUACACAAAGUAAUAUAAACUAUCUCGCUGAAGCUAUACCGAAUGCCGUGGAGAAAUCGUAAGGUCUCUCCAAAGGUUAACAGUAGGUGCCAUGUUUUGACUAUCUUAUUAUUUAUAAGGUUCCAGUAAAUUUAAAUAAAUCCGACGACUUUGUGCGAAUACUGUAAUUCUGUUAAAAUAAAUUAAAGAACGACGACGUACGAUGAAUUUACAAACGCGUGAACAAGGCUGAUCGUGUUUGUUUAUGCUCGUCGAGGAUUAGUAUGAUUAAGCAGUUUUCCAUUAUUAUGUUUUAUUACGUUAACAAAACAUAUUUACACUGUUAAAUAUAUCGCACCUGUGUUGGAAAUUGUGUUACUUUGUAAGGAAAAAGUAUUACAUAAAUUAAGCAUUUAACACAAAAUUUAUGCAUGUUUUAUUUUUGGCAAUAAUGUGAGAAAUUUCGUUUUCAAGUGCUAUGGGAUACCACCUGGAGUAUCUUCGUCGUGUUUGAUAGUACAAAAGAUUUUCUAAGAAUUAUGUUUAAAAAAUAGCUUGUACUCGGAAUUAAAAUGUAUAUUUGUCUGCGGACAACAUUUAUAAAAUCAUUUUCAUUUAUUACCCAAACAGAAAUGACUUUGUGAAAUGAAUUGUAAACGACUAGAAUGGCAGAAUGUUUUGUGGACAACAGAGUUUGGGAUAUUUUUAUUUAGACAUCGAUCGUCGAUAAAUAGAACUUACUUCGUCUAGAAAAUUUCUUCGUCAUCGAGCGCCUAUCAACGCAACCGAGCAUUCACGACGCGCCUGCGCAGAACUUACGACGGAUUUUCGGAAAGUAA